This is a messenger RNA of Mandrillus leucophaeus (drill), 5716 nucleotides long. RefSeq names its product ATP-binding cassette, sub-family C (CFTR/MRP), member 5 (gene ABCC5). Lineage: Eukaryota; Metazoa; Chordata; Mammalia; Primates; Cercopithecidae. Gene Ontology annotation, cellular component: membrane. The transcript has 30 exons. Gene Ontology annotation, biological process: transmembrane transport. Gene Ontology annotation, molecular function: ATP hydrolysis activity; ATP binding; ABC-type transporter activity. The coding region runs from base 45 to 4352 and encodes 1435 amino acids. The record is from RefSeq and is a predicted model, not a curated record.
AAGCGCCCACCCGGGAGGCUGUGCAGCGGGCGGCUCAGGGCACCAUGCUCAACCCGCAGCGGAGCCGCCAGCGACCUUCGAAGAAUUCUGAUGUGAAACUAAGAGUCUAUGAGCCCUGGAACCUCCACUCAGAGAAGAUGAAGGAUAUUGACAUAGGAAAAGAGUAUAUCAUCCCCAGUCCUGGGUACAGAAGUGUGAGGGAGAGAACCAGCACUUCUGGGCCGCACAGAGACCGCGAAGAUUCUAAGUUCAGGAGAACUCGACCGCUGGAAUGCCAAGAUGCCUUGGAAACAGCCGCCCGAGCCGAGGGCCUCUCUCUGGAUGUCUCCAUGCAUUCUCAGCUCAGAAUCCUGGACGAGGAGCAUCCCAAGGGAAAGUACCACCAUGGCUUGAGUGCUCUGAAGCCCAUCCGGACUACUUCCAAACACCAGCACCCAGUGGACAAUGCUGGGCUUUUUUCCUGUAUGACUUUUUCGUGGCUUUCUUCUCUGGCCCGUGUGGCCCACAAGAAGGGGGAACUCUCAAUGGAAGACGUGUGGUCUCUGUCCAAGCACGAGUCUUCUGACGUGAACUGCAGAAGACUAGAGAGACUGUGGCAAGAAGAACUGAAUGAAGUUGGGCCAGACGCUGCUUCCCUGCGAAGGGUUGUGUGGAUCUUCUGCCGCACCAGGCUCAUCCUGUCCAUCGUGUGCCUGAUGAUCACGCAGCUGGCUGGCUUCAGUGGACCAGCCUUCAUGGUGAAACACCUCUUGGAGUAUACCCAGGCAACAGAGUCUAACCUGCAGUACAGCUUGUUGUUAGUCCUGGGCCUCCUUCUGACAGAAAUCGUGCGGUCUUGGUCGCUUGCACUGACUUGGGCAUUGAAUUACCGAACCGGUGUCCGCUUGCGGGGGGCCAUCCUAACCAUGGCAUUUAAGAAGAUCCUUAAGUUGAAGAACAUUAAAGAGAAAUCCCUGGGUGAGCUCAUCAACAUUUGCUCCAAUGAUGGGCAGAGGAUGUUUGAGGCAGCAGCCGUUGGCAGCCUGCUGGCUGGAGGACCCGUUGUUGCCAUCUUAGGCAUGAUUUAUAAUGUAAUUAUUCUGGGACCAACAGGCUUCCUGGGAUCAGCUGUUUUUAUCCUCUUUUACCCAGCAAUGAUGUUUGCAUCACGGCUCACAGCAUAUUUCAGGAGAAAAUGCGUGGCUGCCACGGAUGAACGUGUCCAGAAGAUGAAUGAAGUUCUUACCUACAUUAAAUUUAUUAAAAUGUAUGCCUGGGUCAAAGCAUUUUCUCAGAGUGUUCAAAAAAUCCGUGAGGAGGAGCGUCGGAUACUGGAAAAAGCCGGGUACUUCCAGAGCAUCACUGUGGGUGUGGCUCCCAUUGUGGUGGUGAUCGCCAGCGUAGUGACCUUCUCUGUUCAUAUGACCUUGGGCUUCGAUCUGACAGCAGCACAGGCUUUCACGGUGGUGACAGUCUUCAAUUCCAUGACUUUUGCUUUGAAAGUAACACCAUUUUCAGUAAAGUCCCUCUCAGAAGCCUCGGUGGCUGUUGACAGAUUUAAGAGUUUGUUUCUAAUGGAAGAGGUUCACAUGAUAAAGAACAAACCAGCCAGUCCUCACAUCAAGAUAGAGAUGAAAAAUGCCACCUUGGCAUGGGACUCCUCCCACUCCAGUAUCCAGAACUCGCCCAAGCUGACCCCCAAAAUGAAAAAAGACAAGAGGGCUUCCAGGGGCAAGAAAGAGAAGGUGAGGCAGCUGCAGCGCACUGAGCAUCAGGCGGUGCUGGCAGAGCAGAAAGGCCACCUCCUCCUGGACAGUGACGAGCGGCCCAGUCCUGAGGAGGAAGAAGGCAAGCACAUCCACCUGGGCCACCUGCGCUUACAGAGGACGCUGCACAGCAUCGACCUGGAGAUCCAAGAGGGGAAACUGGUUGGAAUCUGCGGCAGUGUAGGAAGUGGAAAAACCUCUCUCAUUUCAGCCAUUUUAGGCCAGAUGACACUUCUAGAGGGCAGCAUUGCCAUCAGUGGAACCUUCGCUUAUGUGGCCCAGCAGGCCUGGAUCCUCAACGCUACUCUGAGAGACAACAUCCUGUUUGGGAAGGAAUAUGAUGAAGAAAGGUACAAUUCUGUGCUGAACAGCUGCUGCCUGAGGCCUGACCUGGCCAUUCUUCCCAGCAGCGACCUGACGGAGAUUGGAGAGCGAGGAGCCAACCUGAGCGGUGGGCAGCGCCAGAGGAUCAGCCUUGCCCGGGCCUUGUAUAGUGACAGGAGCAUCUACAUCCUGGACGACCCCCUCAGUGCCUUAGAUGCCCAUGUGGGCAACCACAUCUUCAAUAGUGCUAUCCGGAAACAUCUCAAGUCCAAGACGGUUCUGUUUGUUACCCACCAGUUACAGUACCUGGUUGAUUGUGACGAAGUGAUCUUCAUGAAAGAGGGUUGUAUUACGGAAAGAGGCACCCAUGAGGAACUGAUGAAUUUAAAUGGUGACUAUGCUACCAUUUUUAAUAACCUGUUGCUGGGAGAUACACCACCAGUUGAGAUCAACUCAAAAAAGGAAACCAGUGGUUCACAGAAGAAGUCACAAGACAAGGGUCCUAAAACAGGAUCAGUAAAGAAGGAGAAAGCAGUAAAGCCAGAGGAAGGACAGCUCGUGCAGCUAGAAGAGAAAGGGCAGGGUUCAGUGCCCUGGUCAGUAUAUGGUGUCUACAUCCAGGCUGCUGGAGGCCCCUUGGCAUUCCUGGUUAUUAUGGCCCUUUUCAUGCUGAAUGUAGGCAGCACUGCCUUCAGCACCUGGUGGCUGAGUUACUGGAUCAAGCAAGGAAGUGGGAACACCACUGUGACUCGAGGGAAUGAGACCUCGGUGAGUGACAGCAUGAAGGACAAUCCUCGUAUGCAGUACUAUGCCAGCAUCUACGCCCUCUCCAUGGCAGUCAUGCUGAUCCUGAAAGCCAUUCGAGGAGUUGUCUUUGUCAAGGGCACACUGCGAGCUUCCUCCCGGCUGCAUGAUGAGCUUUUCCGAAGGAUCCUUCGAAGCCCUAUGAAGUUUUUUGACACAACCCCCACAGGGAGGAUUCUCAACAGGUUUUCCAAAGACAUGGAUGAAGUUGAUGUGCGGCUGCCGUUCCAGGCUGAGAUGUUCAUCCAGAACGUUAUCCUGGUGUUCUUCUGCGUGGGAAUGAUCGCAGGAGUCUUCCCGUGGUUCCUUGUGGCAGUGGGGCCCCUCGUCAUCCUCUUUUCAGUCCUGCACAUUGUCUCCAGGGUCCUGAUUCGGGAGCUAAAGCGUCUGGACAAUAUCACGCAGUCACCUUUCCUCUCCCACAUCACGUCCAGCAUACAGGGCCUUGCCACCAUCCACGCCUACAAUAAAGGGCAGGAAUUUCUGCACAGGUACCAGGAGCUGCUGGAUGACAACCAGGCUCCUUUUUUCUUGUUUACGUGUGCGAUGCGGUGGCUGGCUGUGCGGCUGGACCUCAUCAGCAUCGCCCUCAUCACCACCACGGGGCUGAUGAUCGUUCUCAUGCAUGGGCAGAUUCCCCCAGCCUAUGCGGGUCUCGCCAUCUCUUAUGCUGUCCAGUUAACGGGGCUGUUCCAGUUUACGGUCAGACUGGCAUCCGAGACAGAAGCUCGAUUCACCUCGGUGGAGAGGAUCAAUCACUACAUUAAGACUCUCUCCUUGGAAGCACCUGCCAGAAUUAAGAACAAGGCUCCCUCCCCUGACUGGCCCCUCCUCUCUCGCAUGUCUUCUGACUCAUCAGGGAAGUCCUCGCUGGGGAUGGCCCUCUUCCGUCUGGUGGAGUUAUCUGGAGGCUGCAUCAAGAUUGAUGGAGUGAGAAUCAGUGAUAUUGGCCUUGCCGACCUCCGAAGCAAACUCUCCAUCAUUCCUCAAGAGCCGGUGCUGUUUAGUGGCACUGUCAGAUCAAAUUUGGACCCCUUCAACCAGUACACUGAAGACCAGAUUUGGGAUGCCCUGGAGAGGACACACAUGAAAGAAUGUAUUGCUCAGCUACCUCUGAAACUUGAAUCUGAAGUGAUGGAGAACGGGGAUAACUUCUCAGUGGGGGAACGGCAGCUUUUGUGCAUAGCAAGAGCCCUGCUCCGCCACUGUAAGAUUCUGAUUUUAGAUGAAGCUACAGCUGCCAUGGACACAGAGACAGACUUAUUGAUUCAAGAGACCAUCAGAGAAGCAUUUGCAGACUGUACCAUGCUGACCAUUGCCCAUCGCCUGCACACGGUUCUAGGCUCCGAUAGGAUUAUGGUGCUGGCCCAGGGACAGGUGGUGGAGUUUGACACCCCAUCGGUCCUUCUGUCCAACGACAGUUCCCGAUUCUAUGCCAUGUUUGCUGCUGCAGAGAACAAGGUCGCUGUCAAGGGCUGACUCCUCCCUGUUGACGAAGUCUCUUUUCUUUAGAGCAUUGCCAUUCCCUGCCUGGGGCGGGCCCCUCAUCGCGUCCUCCUACGGAAACCUUGCCUUUCUCGAUUUUAUCUUUCGCACAGCAGUUCCAGAUUGGCUUGUGUGUUUCACUUUUAGGGAGAGUCAUAUUUUGAUUAUUGUAUUUAUUCCAUAUUCAUGUAAACAAAAUUUAGUUUUUGUUCUUAAUUGCACUCUAAAAGGUUCAGGGAACCGUUAUUAUAAUUGUAUCAGAGGCCUAUAAUGAAGCUUUAUACGUGUAGCUAUAUCUAUAUAUAAUUCUGUACAUAGCCUAUAUUUACAGUGAAAAUGUAAGCUGUUUAUUUUAUAUUAAAAUAAGCACUGUGCUAAUAACAGUGCAUAUUCCUUUCUAUCAUUUUUGUACAGUUUGCUGUACUAGAGAUCUGGUUUUGCUAUUAGACUGUAGGAAGGGUAGCAUUUCAUUCUUCUCUAGCUGGUGGUUUCACGGUGCCAGGUUUUCUGGGUGUCCAAAGGAAGACGUGUGGCAACAGUGGACCCUCCAACAGCCCCCUCUGCCACCUCCCCAUGGUCACUCCAGGGGUGGGUGGAGCGGGGUGGGCAGCUGGAGACCAUGCAGAGCGCCGUGAGUUCUCAGGGCUCCUGCCUUCUGUCCUGGUGUCACUUACUGUUUCUGUCAGGAGAGCAGCGGGGCGAAGCCCGGGCCCCUUUUCACUCCCUCCAUUGGGAAUGGGAAUCACAGAGACAUUCCUCCGAGCCAGGGAGUUUCUUUCCUGCCUUCUUCUUUUUGCUGUUGUUUCUAAACAAGAAUCAGUCUAUCCACAGAGAGUCCCACUGCCUCAGGUUCCUACAGCUGGCCACUGCACAGAGCUCUCCAGCUCCAAGACCUGUUGGUUCCAAGCCCCGGAGCCAACUGCUGCUUUUUGAGGUGGCGCUUUUUCAUUUGCCUCUUCCCACACCUCCACAGUUCAGUGGCAGGGCUCAGGAUUCCGUGGGUCUGUUUUCCUUUCUCACCGCAGUUGUCGCACAGUCUCUCUCUCUCUCCCCCCAAAGUCUGCAACUUGAAGCAGCUCUUGCUAAUCAGUGUCUCACACUGGCGUAGAAGUUUUUGUACUGUAAAGAGACCUACCUCAGGUUGCUGGUUGCUGUGUGGUUUGGUGUGUUCCCGCAAACCCCCUUUGUGCUGUGGGGCUGGUAGCUCAGGUGGGCGUGGUCACUGCUGUCAUCAGUUGAGUGGUCAGCGUUGCAUGUCGUGACCAACUAGACAUUCUGUCGCCUUAGCAUGUUUGCUGAACACCUUGUGGAAGCAAAAAUCUGAAAAUGUGAAUAAAAUUAUUUUGGAUUUUGUAAAA